AUGACAAAUAAAACCAUGAUGAUGAUCUUCCCUGGUCUCGGGUUCGCCUUCUUGCUCAGUGCCCCCCGCGGAGGCGGAACAGCCUCGGCCCUCGAGGCGGCCGGGGCCGAAAGCUCGGGCUCCCCCCAGGCCCCGCCAACACGCGUCGGCCCCCGCUUCUCCUUCCCCGGGGGACAGAAAAGCUCACGGGAACGGCCCUCGCGGCCGUCAACAGCUUUUAUUGCGGGCGCGUUCGGGCAUGGCGGAGACGCUGCGGUAAGCCGGGGGUGCUCAGUAACUACCCCCGCUGUCUCGUGCAGAAACCUGAAGGGAAGUAUUCAGGAUGGGGUCAGCUACAUGGGAAACUUCCUGGAGAAGCUGGCGCCCCUCAACAGAGGCCUCCAGCCCCGGCUCUACCACGACUCGGACAGCCUGCGGAAGCUCAUCAGGAAAGAGCUGGAGAGCCUGAGGGUGAAACUGUCCCCCUACGUGGACGAGGUCCACCACAAGGUCGGCAAGCACCUGGAAGAUCUUCGCCACCGGCUGCAGCCGUUCACGGAGGAGCUCCUGGACCAGGUGUCCCUGAAAGCCCGGGAGCUCCGGCGGCACCUUAUGCCCAGCCGGGAGGCGACGGCUCAGCUCCUGGAGGGCGCGGACGAGGUCCAGAGGUUCAUGGCUCAGUACGCCGACAAGAUCGCGUUCCACACCGGCCAGGUGAAGGACAUUUUCCGCCCCUACGCGGACAGGCUGGUGACCGAGAUCCACCGCAACGUGGAGGAGCUGCACAGAAACGUCGUCCCUCACGCCCAGGCCAGCCCGGAGCAGCUCAACCGGUACAUCCAGGAGCUCUCCGCGAAGCUGACCCAGAACGCGAGGCACCUCCACCAGAAGAUCCAGGGCAACCUGGAGCAGCUCCAGGCGAAGCUGAGAGGCGGGGGGCGGCCGCCGGCCCCCCCGGACCGCUACGCGGAGGAGCUGGCCCGGGAGGUGCAGCGGCGGGUGGAGGAGUUCCGGAGGGACACGUACCUCCAGAUCCAGGACUUCACCCGCGCCCUCGACCAGGAGACGGAGGAGAUGAGGCUGAAGCUCUCCUCCCUCCGUGCCUGGGACUUUCUGAUUCUCCUUUCCGUUCCUGUGACCCAGGUACUGCAGUUCAACACCAACUGCCCCGAGUGCAAUGCUCCAGCUAACACCAAUAUGAAGUUAGUGCAAAUCCCACACUUCAAGGAAGUGAUUAUCAUGGCCACAAACUGCGACUCCUGCGGGCACCGGACAAACGAGGUGAAGUCCGGAGGAGCAAUCGAACCGCAAGGCACCAGGAUUACCCUUCGGAUUACAGACCCUUCCGACAUGACGAGGGAUAUCCUAAAGGUACAGUGCCUUGGGUUACCUGCCCUGUCCUGCGGCGGGUGCCUGCCUGAGCGAGUGGGUCCGCUCUUGCAGGUUGAGAGAAACCCCUUCACUCUGGGGGACAGCUCUAGGCCCAGCAAAACGGAAAAGCUGCGAGAGUUCGUCGGGAAACUGCAUGAGAUCGCAGAGGGAAAGACAAAGGCUCACUUCAUCAUGGAUGACCCUGCCGGCAACAGCUAUCUUCAGGUACAGCGUCGCGCGCUCGAAGGAUGA
Messenger RNA from Pygoscelis adeliae (Adelie penguin), 1602 nucleotides. Its product is annotated as apolipoprotein A-V-like. Gene Ontology annotation, cellular component: cytoplasm; extracellular region; nucleus. Bases 1 to 1602 code for a protein of 533 amino acids. Gene Ontology annotation, molecular function: zinc ion binding; lipid binding. Lineage: Eukaryota; Metazoa; Chordata; Aves; Sphenisciformes; Spheniscidae. Gene Ontology annotation, biological process: lipoprotein metabolic process; lipid transport. The record is from RefSeq and is a predicted model, not a curated record. The transcript is spliced from 8 exons.